This is a messenger RNA of Arachis stenosperma, 407 nucleotides long. RefSeq lists its product as uncharacterized. The coding region runs from base 53 to 400 and encodes 115 amino acids. The transcript has 2 exons. The record is from RefSeq and is a predicted model, not a curated record. Lineage: Eukaryota; Viridiplantae; Streptophyta; Magnoliopsida; Fabales; Fabaceae. Gene Ontology annotation, molecular function: zinc ion binding.
GUCCAAUAAGUAAACCCUAAUCCCCAAAGAUGAUGUUCUUCGUCUGCUGAGAAUGGCUACCCAGUCGUCCUCCCAAGGUUCGCGUAGCAGCACCAAGAGUCGUGGGAGAAGGAGGACUUGCUUCUGUGGAGAGAGACCGGUAUUGCGCACGUCAUCUACAGCGGAGAACCCAGGAAGAAGAUUCUGGGGCUGCGUCAACUUUCAGAUAGGAGAUGGAUGCGAUUAUUUUGCUUGGGCAGAGCCUGAAGGACAAGAUCCACAAAUUCAAAGACUGAAGAACAAAGCAAGCUCGUUGAAAGAAGAACUGCAGAAAGCUGAAAGGAAGUUUGCAUUGGCACUUGGUGUUGGAAUUCUUGGAUGGACACUGGCUGGGCUGCUGCUAUGUGAUCGACUCAAUUGAGGUUUAG